This is a messenger RNA of Hipposideros armiger (great roundleaf bat), 1616 nucleotides long. RefSeq names its product zinc finger protein 280A (gene ZNF280A). NCBI's taxonomy places the organism in Eukaryota, Metazoa, Chordata, Mammalia, Chiroptera, Hipposideridae. The coding region runs from base 1 to 1611 and encodes 536 amino acids. Gene Ontology annotation, biological process: regulation of DNA-templated transcription. Gene Ontology annotation, molecular function: RNA polymerase II cis-regulatory region sequence-specific DNA binding; DNA-binding transcription factor activity, RNA polymerase II-specific. The transcript has a single exon. The record is from RefSeq and is a predicted model, not a curated record.
AUGGCAGAUCUCUUCUGGUCGUGUGAGGAAGAACAAGGGCCAGAACCACCGAGGAACAUGGGAGAAUCCAAACACAGUGACAAGGAUGCUGAUACUGAGCUGAUCUUUGUUGGAGUAGAAGACCAUGUAAAUGAAGAUGAUGAUAUUCUCUUUGUCAGAGUGAUUUCCAAAUCAAAACCAGUCAUUUCAAACAUUUUGAAUAGAGUGGCCCCAGAUUCAUAUUCAAAAAAAAAGAAAAGCUGCUUGAGUCAAGAUCCUGCUUGCACAUUACAACCUGCAAAUUACAUGACCCCUACAUCAAAAGCAGUGGCCAUCUUCCCAGCUUCUCAAUCUGAAAGGGGAGCAAGAGCUAGUCCUAUUAUUUUUGAGCCUUCAUCUAAAGCUGAUUAUAAAACAAGCUCAUCACAAGUUGUGCCUGACAGUUCUUCAGAUUUGCUCUCUCCAUGGUCUAAGGGUCUACUUGGAACUGUGCUUUCUGUAGGAGGCAAGGAUAAAAGUCCUCGUGAUUUAAAGCGACUUUCUGCUUUGGAUACAAAUAGUGGAAAUCCCAAAAGACCUAAACUUAGUGAUGGAAUCCCAGGGGGACAUUCUUCAGCUGUGGCCCCUUCAGGGGUCUCUCCUAUAGUAAACACGAGUACCCCCUCACAAGAUGUCCCUUCUUCACUGAACCCUGUUCAGAAUGGAACAUCAUUUCCUUGGUCUUAUGCAAAUGACAAGGCACAUUUCAAUCUUAUGGAUCCAGACAGAGCAAAUAGUUUGGAACGGCUGGAAAAAACAGACUUUCUGUGUCUAGCAAGUCAAAACAAAUCUGUUGAUCCCAAAAAAGAAAAUCUGGCUGUGUUACUUCAUGACUUUUACUACGGACAGUAUAAAGGAGAUGGGCAGCCAGAACAGAAGACGCACACAGUCUUUAAAUGCCUCAGCUGCUUCAAAAUUCUAAAAAAUGUCAAGUUUAUGAGCCACGUGAAGCACCAUUUGGAACUGGAGAAACAGAGGGGUGACAGUUGGGAAAUCCACACCACCUGCCAACACUGCCACCGGAAGUUUCCCACUCCAUUUCUGCUGCAGUGUCACAUUGAAAGUGUACACACGUCCCAGGAGCCCUCUGCUGUCUGUAAAAUUUGUGAAUUGUCAUUUGAAACAGAGCAGGUUCUCUUACAGCACAUGAAGGACAAUCAUAAGCCUGGGGAAAUGCCCUAUGUGUGCCAGGUUUGCAAUUACAGAUCGUCUGCCUUUGCUGAUGUGGAAACACAUUUCAGGACAUGCCAUGAAAACACAAAGAAUUUGCUUUGUCCAUUUUGUCUCAAAAUUUUCAAAACUGCAAAAUCCUAUAUGAAUCAUUGCUGGAGGCAUUGGAACAAAAGAGUCUUCCAGUGUUCCAAGUGCCGGCUACAGUUUUUGACUUUUAAGGGGGAAAUGGAGCACCAAACCAAGAAUCAUCAAACAUUUAAAAAGCCAGAGCAAUUGGAAGGAUGGUCUCCUGAAACAAAGGUUGUUAUUCAAGUUUCAGUUCAACCAGGAUCCAGAGGUGUAGCAUCCAUUAUUAUGAACAACAUUGAUCCUCAACUGUCACCUCUUAAAACUAAAAGGAGGGUGACUAUGAACUCUUAAGUAUU